Molecule: messenger RNA, 1086 nt
Organism: Aureobasidium uvarum
Lineage: Eukaryota; Fungi; Ascomycota; Dothideomycetes; Dothideales; Saccotheciaceae
Source: the annotation of a GenBank genome assembly
AUGCUACAGGAUCGAGUCGGCUUGCCAGAAAACCAAGUUCAAUCGCAUGUGGAUGGUUUACUCGCCGCCUAUGCUGGAGCUUCCGUGGUCUUCUCGCCUGUUGCUGGAAUACUAGCAGACAAAACCUCUACAAGGCAAGGGCCCUUUCUCCUCGGGCUUACUGCGUUGUUGCUCGCAACCGUGCUACUCUUCAUGGGCAACAACGUUCCAACGCUGGUUGUCGCGAGACUCCUUCAAGGCUGCUCAGCCGCCUUUGUGUGGACAAUCGGACUAGCACUUUGCGUCGAGACCGUCGGUCCGGAGAACCUCGGGAAGACCAUCGGAUCAAUCUUCAGCUUCAUAUCAGUCGGCAACCUGGUGGCUCCGUUGCUAGGAGGUGUCCUCUACAAGAAGGCUGGAUAUGCAGGCGUCUUUGGGAUUGGCUUCGCCGUCUUGGCUAUCGACUUCAUCAUGCGUUUGUUGAAUCCUCGGCUGAUCGCCGCUUUGAUGGUAGCCUUUGUCCAGGCUCUACUGCUCGGCGCCUAUGAUGCCACCAUUCCCACCAUCGGUCAGGAAUACUUCGGCUUUGACUCGUUGAAAGCGGGGACAUUGUUUCUGCCCUUAGGCAUCUUCGACUUCCUGCUCGGUCCUGUCUUCGGAUGGGUUGUCGACAAGUAUGGCACUAAAGUGGCGGCGGUCGGAGGCUAUACCUUCUUGGUCCCUUGUCUCGUCUUGCUUCGCCUUCCGCAUGCUGGAGGCAAAGAUCAGAUUAUACUGUAUGCGGCGCUUCUAGGACUGUGUGGAGUCGGUCUUGCUGCUAUCGGAGCUCCAUCGAUUGUCGAGGCAGGCAAUGUUGUGCAGAAGUAUUACGAUGUUAAUCCCGACUUCUUUGGUGAACAGGGUCCUUUUGCGAGUUUGUACGCUAUGUCGUCGGUCGCAUUUUGUAGCGGUUUAGCUGUCGGUCCCGAGCUGGCAGGCGAGUUGAAGCAGGCUAUUGGUUAUGGCAACAUGAAUAUCGUCCUUGCAGUCAUUUGUGCGGUAACGGCAGCAUUGUCGCUCUUCUUGAUCGGAGGCAAGCCCAAGAUGCUUCGUGGGGGACGGUACUAG